UCAUGAGCUUGAGUAUCACUCAGAGACGACUCAGUUCUGACUUUUCUCCUGGAGCUCUGAGAGAAUCCAGGCCACUUGGAGGAUCAACUGACUGACUGCACCAGAAUUGCUUCCUGGUAGAGACACAGUCACUCAGGUUUUCUAUCAAGUGUGAAUACUUGGAGCCAGAAGCCUUAGAUGCAAAAGAACAUGGAGCAUUUGUCUUUCUGAAUUUGUGCUCCCACUCGCAUCAGAUCCAGGUAUCUUCCUGAAGAAAGACAUUUUAACUUGUUCUUUGGAAAUCUCUCAAGAUCAAAUUUGUACAUAGACCACACUUCAUAUAUUCCCAAGAUGACCGACAAGGAAAUCACUUACACAACUGUGAGAUUCCAUAGGUCUUCAGAGUUGCAGAACCGAGGAAGACCUGAUGAGGCACAAAGGUCCAGAGUAGCUGGGCAUAGAAAAUCAUCAGCAUCCUGGCACUUCUUUGUGAUACCUCUCGGAAUCCUUUGUUCCAUUCUGCUGGUGACAGUGGCAGUGCUCGUGAUGCUCAUUUUUCAAGAUAAAUAUGAGCUAAUGAAAUGUCAAAACAACCUUGAUCAAAGCACUGCACAAAAUACCAGCUUCUUUAAUAAAACAUUGACAAAUACAUCAUCAGAUUAUAAAGACUGCAAAAAUCAGGAGGAACUGAACAGAUGCUGUGGGAAAACUAAGGCUGUUUUAGAUUACAGAAAGUACACAGGCAAAUGUAAUGAAGCACACUUGUUCUGCUGUGGUAUAAAAUGUUAUUAUUUCAUCAUGGACAAUAAACAUUGGAAUGACUGCAAGCUGACCUGCCAGGACUGCAGCUUAUCCCUUUUGAAGAUAGAUGAGGAUGAUGAACUGAAGUUUCUAAAGUACCAUCUUACUAGAGACACUUUCUGGAUUGGAUUAUCUUAUGAGAUAAACAAAAGCAAAUGGCGGUGGAUUGACAAUAGGCCAUCUAAUCUAGAUUUGAUGAAAUUAAAAUUAUUAAAGGAAAAUGGAGGCUGUGCAUGUCUCAGUUUUCGAGGAAUACAUGAAGGAGACUGUGCUACAAAACACCCCUGCAUCUGUGAAAAGAGAAUGGAUAUUCUUCCUGAUUCAGAGUGCAAUAAGAAGGGAAAAAACCAGAAAACCAAACCAGCAACAAACCAAACAGACAAACAAAUAAGCAAGUCCUCAAAAGAUGAACAAGUAGCUCACAGUUCAUCUCUUGUGGACGACGUGCAAGAGCUUGGCUCUCAACAUACAAUUUCCUCUUUUCACUUUGGUCGAGAGGAGGGGCAGAACAAUACGGGCUGGAGCAUCUUACAGAAAGAACUCUCUUCUGUGUUUCAUUUGGAGCUACUGAGGGAAAUCAGGACUGGAAAGAACAACUUGUUCUUCAUCCUUAGCUUCCUCCAACUGCAUCACCACCUGGAUGAGAUGAAGAAUCAGCAAGUGAUAUAUUCAAACUCAAGAGUUUUUGAGUCUUCUUCAGAGUCACAGAGUCCAGCCAGUCAGGAUGAGACUCAAGGUCCCAGAGAGGUUGGCCACAAAGUGGCUCUGGUGAUCCUUUGCUUACUUCUGAUGAUGGCAAUCGUGGUGUGGCUGACAUAUAUUUUUCAGUGUAGUCAAGAAAAAUAUGAUCAAAGCAACCUCUAUCAAACCAUUAGACAAAAUAUCAACUCCUUUAAUAAAACAUUGACAAAUGAGUCCCCAGAGCAUGAAGACUGCAAACAUGAAAAGGAACAGAACAGAUGCUGUGAAAAAACUAAGGCUAUUUUAGAUUAUGGAAAGUACACAGGCAAAUGUGCUGAAGCACACGUGUUGUGCUGUGGUAUAAAAUGUUAUUAUUUCAUCAUGGACAAUAAACAUUGGAAUGACUGUAAGCUGACAUGCCAGGACUGCAGCUUAUCCCUUUUGAAGAUAGAAGAUGGUGAUGAACUGAAGUUUCUAAAGUACCAGAUUACUGCAGACACUUUCUGGAUUGGAUUAUCUUAUGAGAUAAGCAAAAGCAAAUGGCAGUGGAUUGACAAUGGCCCAUCUAAUCUAGAUUUGAUGAAAUUAAAAUUAUUAAAGGAAAAUGGAUACUGUGCAUGGCUCAGUUUUCGAGGAAUACAUGAAGGAGACUGUGGUACAAAACACCCCUGCAUCUGUGAAAAGAGAAUGAAUAGAUUUCCUGAUUCAGUGUGCAGUAUGAAGGGAAAGUAAAAAGUGAAACAUUUUAUCAUCUUUGCUGGUAUCCUGUGAUGAUUUGUGACUGCUUAAUGACUAAAUGUUUUAACCACAGCACUCAGCUAGCCAAGCAAAUAUGGCAAUGAGGCAAUGAUCUGGAAAAGAAAGGAAUGUUCUGCUUAAAUAUAACAACACACCACAAGUCAUCCUCCUUCCUACUAAAUACAUUACUUAUGUCUGGAGAAUGGAUGCCCUAUGCCCCAAGCCUUAAGGAAUCACACCUUUGUUUCCUGAAUGUCACACAGAAACAAAUGCAGAACCCUGAUAAAUAUCACAAGUAACUCACCAUCACUAUGAUAAACCUUUUCAAUAUUCCACUGCUUUGACAUCACAAUUAAGAACUAGAAUGCAGUUUCGGGAUUCUAUUUGUAGUUGGUUGCUUAAAGUUUGUAAUUCUGCUCGCUCUCUCUCUCUCUCUCUCUCUCUCUCUCUCUCUCACCUCUUUCUUCUUCCUUCUCUUCUCUCUUUCCUCUUUCUCUUUCUCUUUUUCUUUCUCUUUCGCUUUCUGUCUGACCAUUUGUUGAUAAGUUGAAAUUCGCUAGAUACAAGAAUAUUCUUUGAGGCCAUCUGGAUGUCAUGGCUCAGGCUUAUAAGUAAUUGAGUUUGAAUGCAGUCUGGGCUACAUAGUAUGCUUCAGGCCAUCAUGGGCUACAGAAAAAGACUGUCUCAUGAAGCAUAAUAAUAAUAAUAAUAAUAAUAAUAAUAAUAAUAAUAAUAAUAAUGGCGGUAAUAAUAAUACUAAACUGUCCAUAAAUAUUUUCUAAGAUGUUUCUGUUAUAACAUCAUAUUAAAAUGAAAAACUUCAAGAAAUUCAGUAUUGACCUAGUCAUAUGAUCUAUUCCAUACUUCAUAUUAAUAAUUGUCAGUUUUCUGGUUUAUGUCACUAUUGAUAUUUCCUCAUAUUCACUAUCAUCCAUGCUUUCACUUGUAAGGUCCUUUAGCUCUAAAAUGGUUAUAGACUUAUGAUGCCUUUAUUUUUUGACCCUGACAUUAAAAUAUCAAAUUUGACAUUGGAGUGUAUAUGUAAUUAAAUGCCACCAGUGUAAGUCAUUAGACAUGAGUUUAAAAACAUGUCCAUAUCUUCAUGAACCAUUUUGCAGGUUAGUUUUUUGUCAUUUUGACACAAGCUAGAUUCAAUCUGAAAGAAGAGAACCUCAAUUAAGAGUGAGCCUCAAAAAGAUCUGGCUGUAGGGAAGCCUAUAGAGCUUUUUCUUAAUUAGUGACAGAUUGAGAGGCUCAGUCCUUUAGAGGACGUAUGACCCAUGGACUGACGGUCCUGUGUUCUAUUAAGAAAGCACGCUGAACAAGUCAUGGGAAACUUCAAGCAAGCAGCACCUCUCCAUGGCCUGCACAUCAGCUUCUGACUCCUGGGUCCUACCAGGUUUGAGUUUUUGUCCUGACUUCCUUCGAUGAUGAACAGCAGACCUGAAGUGUAAGUCAUAUAAACCUUGUCCUUUCAACUUUCUUUUU
This is a messenger RNA of Myodes glareolus (Bank vole), 3687 nucleotides long. Lineage: Eukaryota; Metazoa; Chordata; Mammalia; Rodentia; Cricetidae. The record is from RefSeq and is a predicted model, not a curated record.